Messenger RNA from Thlaspi arvense, 1173 nucleotides. Lineage: Eukaryota; Viridiplantae; Streptophyta; Magnoliopsida; Brassicales; Brassicaceae. The record is from the annotation of a GenBank genome assembly.
AUGAUUGGCGCUGUGGCAGUGGCGAACUCGCCUGUUUUCACGCAGUCGCCUAGGGUUUCUGGAAUCUUCUGCAAGUCCACGUGUUCGUCUCCGGUAAGCCUGGGCCGUCACGGACAGUCAUCGCCACCGACGCCGUCGGAUUUGAGAUCUUCCUCUUCUCCGUCGUCCUCGGCGUCUCCGUUAACGCCUCUGGCGAUUUGCCUGCAGAGGCAGGUGAAGGAUGGGCUGGCUUGUACUUCUUCUCCGCUGUCUGCUACUACGUCGUUGUCUGCUUCGCCGGCGCUUCUAAAGAGGAAGAGGCCCCCAAGGAUCAACAUUCCGAUUGCUCCCUUGAGUUUUUCGGCGGUCGAGACGCCGGCAGCUGGGGAUAGAUUGAACGAGGUGGAGUUUGAGGGGGAGGGGUAUUCUGUGUACUGUAAGAGAGGCAAAAGGGGUACUAUGGAGGAUCGAUAUUCCGCCAAUGUUAAUCUUCAAGGAGAUUCUAAACAGGCUUUCUUCGGUAUCUUUGAUGGGCAUGGUGGAGCAGAAGCUGCUGAAUUUGCAGCAAAGAACUUGGAUCGGAAUAUUAUCAAUGAGGUAACAAGAAGAGGUGAACAGGAAGUAGAAGAGGCAGUAAAAGAUGGUUACCUUACCACUGAUACAAAAUUUAUGAAAGAAAAUGUUAGAGGUGGUGCUUGUUGCGUCACUGCAUUGAUCCGUCAAGGUGAACUUAUUGUUUCAAAUGCCGGUGAUUGUCGCGCUGUUAUGAGUCGGGGAGGAGUAGCUGAGGCCCUCACAGUUGAUCACCGGCCCUCUAGGAAAGAUGAACGUGACAGAAUUGAAACCAAUGGAGGCUAUGUGGACUGUUACCAUGGGGUUUGGAGGUUACAGGGGUCUCUUGCUGUAUCAAGGGGCAUCGGUGAUAGACAUCUUAAACAAUGGGUGGUGGCAGAACCAGAGACGAAAAUAUUAAGCAUUACAUCUGACUGCGAGUUCUUAAUCCUUGCUUCUGAUGGACUCUGGGAUAAGGUUGGUACUCAGGAAGCAGUAAACAUCAUUCGUCCUCUAUGCACUAAUGUUAGUCACUUGGAGCCACUAUCUGCUUGUAAAAGGCUUACUGACUUGUCCAUAACACGAGGUUCCACUGAUGACAUAAGCAUCAUGGUGAUUCGAUUAGCUCAGUUUCUGCCCUAG